Molecule: messenger RNA, 4361 nt
Organism: Lytechinus variegatus (green sea urchin)
Lineage: Eukaryota; Metazoa; Echinodermata; Echinoidea; Temnopleuroida; Toxopneustidae
Exons: 2
Coding region: 591-1424 (277 amino acids)
Biological process (GO): G protein-coupled receptor signaling pathway
Cellular component (GO): membrane
Molecular function (GO): G protein-coupled receptor activity
Source: RefSeq, a predicted model, not a curated record
UUCAUUAACGAGUGAAUAAUGCCAGAUUGGUUUUUUUUCACGAUUUAGGCGAUACUCAUCCCAUCUCAUCGCUGCGUCAUGUCAGUAUCAUCAAGCUAUUGCAUAGAUGUGAAUUAUAUUCUAGUCAUUUUUCGCUUUAUUUUAUGAAUUUCGAACGAGUAAUAUUUUAGGUUUACAUGUAGAUAGAAGAUAUAAUUGGCAUUGGAGCAGAAUUCCGUUAUGACAUAAUUUCCGGGUUUUUUUUUUUAGGAUAGCGAUGCCAGCUGCGUAUUUUCUCAAGUGAUUCUGAUACUUGGUAACUUUAAAGGUCUGGCUGCAUGCACGGGAACUCCAAGGUCUGGUUUAACAUCGUACUCGGCGAGAAGAAGGAAUAACUUCUGUUCUUUGAAUGUUCAUGCCAGUCAGUCUGACCUUUGGCAAUAUUUAAAGAGUCUUACUAAUGUUGAUGAAAUUCAGGUGAUAAACUGCUGUUGAUAACCCAAACGUGUUCUUUAUUACCGCUUCUUUACUCACAAAUGUCUUGAGUCGAUACCGGAAGACACCGAAAGACACCUAAGUACUAGAAGACACUGAGAUCAUCACUAAUCAGAAUGAACACGUGCAAAGAUUACAUAUUACUUAUAAAAAGAAUAGAACUGGGCAUCGCCUUUGUAUUCAUUUCGACAACCCUGCUCCUUAUUCUUGGCUGUCCACGAUUCCGACAACGCCAUCACAUUUUUUCAUUCAACCUCGCUCUUGCUGAUCUGGUUGGUGUAGUCAUCUACGUCAUUUUCGAGGUAAAAAGGAUAAGGAAUCAGGUGGGGAGUCCGGUAAUUACCGAUGUCCUCAUACCCGCUGUAUAUUCUUCAUUUCUGGUGUCCAAUAUCAGUGUCCUAUUGGUAGCUGUUUACCGAUUCAUCACCAUCAAGGUAGAUCCUUUCGGCGUCAAGAAUAUCAUUACCACCACCCGAUGUGUCCUUUGUUGCAUCGGUUCUUGGAUCUUUGCAGGAUUGCUGGCCCUCCUGUACAAGAGAACUAUUCACUACCACGUGAUUCCGUUCUACACUACCACCAUAUCCCUAACAACGACGUCCAUAUGUUACGUUUUCAUUUACCGCUCCGUUGCCAAGGUGUCUUCUGAUGGCAACAGUCAGCUGGACGAACGCAAGAAGGAGAACCAACGGGUCUUGCGAACAUUCUUGAUGAUUCUGGGCACCACAGUUUUCUUCUCGCUGUACCCCAUGGGCUUGUGGUUAUACCUAAGUCGAAAUUUGAAGUCUGAUCUCAGUCCGUGUUAUAUCCUUACAGAGGAGUUGGUCAUCACAACCAAUUGGAUAUCCAACUGCAUCAUCUAUUGGUGGAGGCUCAGGGAGUUUCGCGACAUGAUCUUUGUUUGGACAAGGCGUUGUAACGCCACCGUACGUGUUCAUGCAGUUGUAUCUUAACUGAAAUGAACAAAAAUAAAUCUCUUAACUUCGAAACUCAACGUCGAUCGGUCGAUUAUUGAAUUAUGUGAUUUUCAAAGAGCAAACGGGGAUACAGUUAACGGUUACAGUAGGCAACGGUAUAAGCUAUCAUCGUUGCGCAUCUCUCAUCUUCUUAGAUCCUGCAAGGGAUUAAUAAACAAAAAUACCUCACAAAACACAACAAAUAAUCUAUAACGAAACCACAAAUAAAACGAUUGAAAACCCAGUGGAUUGAACAUAUUGGGAGGUAGAAAGAAACAACUGAUUAUACUUUUCCCCCCCAUUAGCCCAAUCUAGGUUAUGUAGGCGUACCUAUACACUACAGAGGCCGUGGGUUCUUGAUUUCGUUCACUUGGCUUAGUGUACGAAUAACCUACAGAACGAAUCUUCUCAUGCCAGUAGUCAUCAUAUUUCUUUGAUAAUUCCAAACAUAUCAAUUACGUGGAACAUUACUCGGGAAUUUCCAAUAGGAAAUUCAACUCUUGUUCAGCCCUUGCACAAAUUUGAUGUAUCAUCUACAUUAUAUCUCGAUAUUAUCAUUCAUGUUUUCUUCUCUUUUUCAGAAGAGUGUGCCCCUAAUUCCGCCAGACACGCCACGGUGUUAGCUGGAGAGCCGACAUGUCAUGAAUAGUUCCUUAAGUAGUCUAGAUUACCCCCAGUGUGUACAGAUUUAGCAUGCGUGGGCAAGGCGCGGUUUAAAAUAAUUGGACGCCCUUAAGGCCGUUCUCAAUUUCUUAACCCGCCGAAAUGUUAGUUUUUCAUCAUCCAUGCUCGUUCAGGAUUUACAUUCUCUAAUCCCCAUCUCAUUAUGUUCUAAGCAACUCACACUCUAAAAAUAUUAAGCCAAUAUUGGUUAAAGAGAGUACACGCAUGUUUGUUGGAUAAAAUAUAGAAAAAAAUUAUCGUUUUGACUUGCGUGAAAACAUCCCCAAGAAACGUGUUUUCUUUUGCCAGCAAUAUCCAUUCUCUUUUUAUCCGAUACUGGGAAAAUUUGUUACCCAACUUUUGUUUACAGUGUGAAAAGGUUAACGGUUAACAUGAUUAAUGUAUUGGAAUUUCAAUAAAGCGAUCCAUAUUCCAACUAAAUGAACAAUUUUGUAACAGAUGCAGAGGAAAUGCACCGGGGUAUAUUUUCUAAUUUUUUUCACGAUUGUAAUUUUACUGGAUACAUGUUUAUCUAGCUCUUACUGAUAUCAAAAUAACUUAAUAAUUUCCUGUCGAUCAAUCAGAAAGUCAAUAAUAUUUAUCAGAAUGAAGAUUCGCAUGAGUUGUUAAAAUAUUUUUAUCUUCGAUAUUUUUUGGUUAUAUUUUUUCUAAAGAAAAAAAAUUGUUAUAAAAACAAGUUUGGAAAUAACAUUCAGUGGCCCGUAUCCUUACUUCGACUUUAUGGCUAGACAAUUGCCAUACAAAUCUCUAACACUAACAGUACAGAUUAAUUUACCGCAUGAAUUGACACCUAAAUCAUUGACUGAUCAAUAACUAAAAUAGUUUUCUUCACCAUUAACAUAUAAAGAAAGAAAACAGUAAACACACAGACAAAAUAAUAUAAAAUGUAAACAAAAUUUUGGAAUUAUCGGCUUUCCUGUAACUUUAGCACGCAAUUAUAUCAUAAACUAGGUUAAAUUGGAUUACAGAAUACAGACUCGUGAGCUCAAACAGGAGAAAUAUUCAUACAUUCGAGAACGCAAUUUAAUAUUUUCCUUUCGACGAACGGAAUAAAGUACCCAUGACGAAAGAUACAGAACCAUGAAUAGAGCCGCAAAGCUUUUACAAUUUGUACAUCUUGACAGCUGUUGAGUUGCUUGAAGUAUCAGCUUUCCGAAGCAAAAUUCAUUACAGCUAACUAGAUUUUAAAAUUCUUCCGGUGAAUGUAUUUCUUUGAAACAAACGAUGUGAAAAUUGGAAAUAAUGUGAAAAUAUCAUGUUCACAUUAAUUCAUAGAAUUCAUACGGUUGUCUUUUCAUAACUACAAAAAUGUUUAGGUAAAAAUCGCAGAUUGUGGUAAGUUGGUGUAGGAUUUUUAUGCCCCCGCAGACGAAGAUUUAUUAACAUGGAUGACAAAGGAAUUUCAUGUGAUACUUCCGAAGUAGUUUUUUUAGUACACCAAUCCACUCACACACCUACAUCCCCUCCUCACACACAAUAUAUACAUUUAAAUAUUCCAGAGGCUUGUCCUUUGCCGCUCGAAAUAACAGUUCAUUUAGUGAUAAUAUUGUGUUAGUGGGAUAUCUCGUUGAUAGGUACUCAGGAGCAGAUGUUUAAAAAAUUUAAAUAAAACUUAUUUCUAAAGAAAUCGAGGGGUGUUUUCUAGAGAUAUACGUGAAUUCAAUUAAUGAAACGAGUGAGCUUACGCAUUAGAUCUAUUUAGAGAUUUUUCACGUUUCCCUUGAUUGUGAUAAUGAGAAAGAAAGUUACGAGUCGAAUGAAAAGGAAAGUGAUAUAUGGCACCUUCACUUUCUCGUUAUACGAGGAGCUUCAUGUCAGGGAAGUUGAAAGAAAAACAUGCAUGUCAACAUUUCACGCAUGUCAGUCAUUACGCUUGAAUAGGCGCCCUGGGGAAACAUCGCUAACAAAAGUAAAAAGAGAGAAGAAAAUGGGGUGAAUUAAUAUUACUACCGUCCCCUUGCCAAGUCACGAAUUACUCAAGAGCAUCUCACUAUUAUACGUGUGGGAGAAUUAGAACGGAGAACAUGGCUGCCAUGCCCAAGGCGUUAAGUUUCAAUCUAGUUAUUCCAUACAGAUCGUCUCAUGUACUCGGAAAAUAAUGCCAGUUUGACGCGUAUGACUCUAUAAUAUCUCAUUAUAAGUUUAUCAGAUUUAGGUGAUUUUCAUGUUACAUGUUACCACUGCUCGAUUUUAAAGGCUCGUUAUGAUGAAUAGCUUCUUUAAAUUGAUAUUAUGUCUUAAGUUCUCGUC